AGGUGUUCUCUUACUGAGUCUCGGAAGUGUUGGGGUUUCUAUGGGAAGGGUCAAAGAUGGAAGGGUUUUAUUUGGGCGGAUCUGCUAAGCAUCUCUCUAAUUGGUUUCGGGAUGGGAAGAUCUUGGAAGCUUGGCAUGUGAUUGGAUCUUGGAGAAUUUUGAUUUGGUUCAUGGAUUGCAAAGUCAGGAGGGAAAAAGAUUGAGGUGGCGGUUCCUAGGUUCGACAAUUCGGAACUCAUUGCGUCUUAUUCCAAAACUCUCAUAGGGCGGUGCAUGAAUCCUCAGAAACAAGACAUGAAGAUUCUCCUUUUCAUGAUUCUGAGAAUUUGGAAUGUAGAAGGACGUGUGGUCGGUGCUGAUUUCGGUCUGGGAUAGUUCCAGUUUAGCUCUGACGUGGAGGAAGAUAUUGUGGAGGUCCUCAAGAUGGAGCCCUUCCAUUUUGACUAUUGGAUGUUGUCUCUGGUUAGGUGGAAGCUGGUGCUCGAACCGAACUACCCAUCAAAGAUUACAUUAUGGGUCCGUGUGCUGGACAUUCCGCUCCAGUUCAGAGCGGCUCCGAUCUUCCAGAGCGUGGUUGAUGCUAUUGGUCAGGUUCAGGGUCCGGUGGAUCUCGUUCAUUGAUGGCUUUAAGCGGUUGGUUUUCUCUGUGGCUAUUGAGCCCGAGGAACGUGUGGAGAUUCUGGUGGCGCUACGAUAUGAGAAGCUUUACGGUUUUUGUAAGGAAUGCUUCAGCUUGACUCAUGAUCAGUCUCGUUGCCCGAGACUCUUUCAAGAAGAAACUGUAAGCUCCACGAGAAGGGAACCAGUAACUGAUGGAACGGAGGGAGCUAACGCCACAAGCUAUAAAGCGGUUGUGGCUAAUGGCACCAGGCAGAGGGAUGAACGUGGAUCUGGACAACAAUCACGUUAUCAAGGGUUCAGAGGUGGGGAUAAAGGCCAAGGUAUCGCUAGAGAUAAUCAAGGGCCAUUUCGCCAGGAAGAUUCUUAUCAUCCUUAUGGAGGCAAGUUCUCAAGGGGCUAUGGUGAGGGAUCCACUUUCCAAGGAAGACAUACGGGAUAUGGUGGCCGCAGGCCUGGUGUGCAGUCUAGGGGCUUCCAAUAACCCCCGGAAUGGUGAAGGUGACCAGCUGAGAGACUCAACGAAGCUUAUGCUUGAUGCUUUUAAAAGUGUCCCUAAGUCGCCUGCUGGGGAUGGUUCUGUGUUACCAGUAGAAGGAACUGGGACGUCUUCCAAGACUCGCAAAGCUUUGUUGUUCGAGGACUCAGGUCCAGAUGGCCCAGCUGCUGCUCAAGUAAAUGGGAUCGAUAUGAAAGAGGAAUCGAAGGUUGCGGGGGAGAGCGCUGACAGUGGAGAGGUUUUGGGGUUGUCUGAUGAGAACUUGCAUUCUCAGGCUUUGCAUGAGGCUAACUUGAUGAUAGAAGGUGUGUUACUAUCAGAUUCUGAGCUCCUGGUGGAGGAGGAUGAGAACAUAGAGGAAUGGGAACAGGGUGAGAUCACAGACUUCAUGGAGGAAGAAGAGCUAGCUGCUGGAGUUCAAGAAUUGGGUGAUAAUAUUGAUAUGGCGGUCAUUCAAGAAGGCGCAGAGGCUCAGGUGGAUGUGGAGGCUCAGGUGGAUGUGGAGGCUCAGAUGAAUGAUGAGGAUGAGGAAGCGGCUAAGAAGAAAGAAGCAAAGAGCGGGGUAGCUGCGAAGGGAAGUCAGUCCAAGAAGCGUGUAGCACAGCCCUUCGUCUCUCCACGUAAGAAGUUACUGUCCAAGGCGGCAUCUAAGGUGCGCGAUAAAGGUUUCCAGAAACCUCCCCUUAAGCCGAAGAAGUCAGCAGAGUAAGGUUCUGGUUUUGAGUGUUUUUAUUUUGAGUUUCCUGGUUUGAAUAAUGUUGGAUUCAUCUAUGAAAUCCUUUAGAAUCGAGUCUGGUCCUAGUUGUUUGGUCUUUUUAACCGCAUGUCUGGAAGAUAUUCAUCAGGUGUGGUAUGUUUCUGAUAAUUUCUUGUUGGUGUUUAAGUGGUCAGUAAGGUUUAAUAAUAAUUGGCUUUGUUUUGGUAUAAGUACGGUGCUCUAUUGGUGUCAGUUUAUGACUAUAUGCUGUUUUUUUCACAUUACUUUGGGUUCCACUACUGUCGGAAUAUGCAA
This is a messenger RNA of Brassica oleracea var. oleracea, 2129 nucleotides long. RefSeq lists its product as uncharacterized. NCBI's taxonomy places the organism in Eukaryota, Viridiplantae, Streptophyta, Magnoliopsida, Brassicales, Brassicaceae. The transcript is spliced from 2 exons. The coding region runs from base 813 to 1826 and encodes 337 amino acids. The record is from RefSeq and is a predicted model, not a curated record.